Molecule: messenger RNA, 1224 nt
Organism: Boeremia exigua
Lineage: Eukaryota; Fungi; Ascomycota; Dothideomycetes; Pleosporales; Didymellaceae
Product: subtilisin-like protease-like protein
Exons: 2
Coding region: 1-1224 (407 amino acids)
Biological process (GO): proteolysis
Molecular function (GO): serine-type endopeptidase activity
Source: RefSeq, a predicted model, not a curated record
AUGCAGUUCUUCACUCAUGUCAUUGCUCUUGUGGCAGUAACAACACCACUAUUUGCCAGUGCUGCUCCAGUCACUUCUACUGAUGGGAUUAUCCCUGGCAAAUACAUCGUCCGAUUGAAACCAGAUGCCGACAUUGCGUCCAUAACUGCUCACCACAAUACUGUUCGCAAUAUACAGGCACGCAAUAUUGCUAAGCGCCAUCGCCGUCCAACCGCUACUGAGAAAGAGGCGGGGGUCGAACGUGAGUAUGGCUUCGGGAAAUUCAAAGGCUACGCUGGAGCUUUCGAUGCGGCGACUGUUGAGGAAUUAAAGGCUCUACCGGAGGUUAUGGAUGUUGUUGAAGAUUACAUCAUGUCCACCAAUGCGCUCGUCACUCAGAGCAGAGCGCCCUGGGGACUUGGAAGUAUUUCAUCACGCACCAAUGGUGCCUCCAGCUACAUCUACGACAACACUGGUGGGAAAGGGACAUUCUCUUAUGUCGUUGACACCGGUAUCAGGCUUACUCACCAGGAUUUUGGCGGCCGAGCUCAAUUCGGCUACAACGCAGUCGGUGGUGAUAACAACGACAACCAGGGCCACGGAACUCAUGUCGCCGGUACUGUCGGCGGCACAACAUAUGGCGUCGCUAAGCAGACUACUCUCAUCGCUGUUAAGGUCUUUGAAAGUUCCCAGGGCUCUGCGUCCUCUGUCAUUGCUGGUUUCGACUGGGCAGUCAACGACAUCGUGUCUAAGGGUCGACAGAACGCGUCUGUCAUCAACAUGUCUCUUGGUGGCCCUGGCUCGCCGAUCUGGGACCAGGCCGUCACGGCCGCGUGGAACCGCGGCGUCCUCGCCGUCGUCGCAUCAGGCAAUGAGAACCAGCUUGCCUCCAACCGCUCACCCGCCCGCUCGCCCGAGGUUCUCUGCGUCGGAAAUGUUCAGAGCAACGAUGCGCGUCGCGGCGGCACUACUGGAUCUAACUAUGGUCCCGCAGUCGAUAUUUUUGCUGCAGGCACAGGUAUCACGUCAGCUUAUUUCACCUCUGAUACUGCGACUGCUUCCAUGAGUGGUACUUCGAUGGCCUCGCCUCACGUCGCUGGCCUCGUAAGCUACCUGCGGGGUCUUGAGGGCUUGUUAAGCGCGGCUGAUAUCAAGGCGAGAGUACUGGAACUAGCGACCCCGGGUAGGGUGACUGAUACUAUGGGCUCGGCGAACUUAUUGGCUUAUAACGGCAACGGCAGGUAG